UUGGUAAUUUCACAUCCAAUAAGACCAAAACAAAUAUUGUGUGCACUCUGCAGAAACAACAAAUGGAUACCAAAAAUAUGCAGUACGAGAAUGGAAGCAGUGAAGAGGAACAUAACAAGAUUUUGCAUAUGAGAGAAUUGGUCGAAAAACAAGACUCAACAUCCAAGGAGUACGACGAUUUGACGUUGAGAAGGUUUCUUCGUGCUCGUGACCUGGACAUAGACAAAGCAUGUACUAUGUUUCUAAAGUACCUAAAAUGGAGAAAAUCAUUUGUUCCAACUGGUUCAAUAUCUGUAACAGAAAUACCAAAUCAUAUAGCUCAAAACAAACUGUUUAUGCAAGGAACCGAUAAAAGUGGACGCCUAAUAACCCUCGUGUUUGGUGGCAAACAUUAUCCCAACAAUCCAGGAGGUCUGGAAGAGUUCAAACGCUAUGUGGUCUUCACACUUGAAAGAAUAAUUGCAAGGAUGCCUGAAGGGCAGGAAAAGUUUGUGUCUAUUGCAGACAUUCAAGGAUGGGGAUAUACAAACAGUGAUGUCCGUGGAUAUCUUGCCGCGCUCUCUAUCUUGCAGGAUUAUUAUCCAGAAAGACUUGCGAAAAUGUUUGUCGUACAUGUUCCUUAUGUAUUUAUGGCAGCAUGGAAGAUGGUAUAUCCUUUUAUUGAUGAAAAAACAAAGAAAAAGAUUGUAUUCGUUGAAAAUAAGCAUCUGACAUCUACACUUCUGAAAGACAUUGAUGAAAGCCAACUUCCAGAUAUUUAUGGAGGAAAACUGAAAUUGGUUCCCAUUCAAGAUAGCUAGUUUAGUCAACAGUUGACUUAUUUCUUUCUUCAUUUGUUCAAGUCCUCCUAAGAUCAUUAUGCACCUUAAACGGUUACAAGUAAUGCCUGUAUGCAAAUAUGCAAUGUGGAAUGUUAUGAAAAUGGUUAAUCUUUAAAAACUA
Molecule: messenger RNA, 942 nt
Organism: Helianthus annuus (common sunflower)
Lineage: Eukaryota; Viridiplantae; Streptophyta; Magnoliopsida; Asterales; Asteraceae
Product: sec14 cytosolic factor
Exons: 6
Coding region: 63-800 (245 amino acids)
Source: RefSeq, a predicted model, not a curated record